UGUUGUCAUGCAGCUCCUCCAUCCUCCCACAACAUUAUUACCCUGAAUCACAAUCUGUCCCUCUCACACACACAAUGGGGCUGUAAUGUCACCUACGCCCGAGAUCAGAGCAUCCUCUCACGACCGCGGAAACUGUGUAUGGAUCUAAUGAUGAUGAAGAAGAAGAAAUUCAAGUUCCGGGUGGAUUUCGAGCUGGACGAGCUGUCGUCGGUCCCCUUCGUGAACGGCGUCCUCUUCUGUAAAGUCCGGCUGCUGGAUGGCGGCUUCUCGGAGGAGUCUUCUCGGGAACCAGUGCACGCCAACUGUGUUCGAUGGAGAAAGCGAUUCUCUUUCCCCUGCAAGAUGAGCGCCAGUGCAGGGACGGGUGUGCUGGACCCGUGUGUGUGUCGCGUGUCCGUCAGAAAGGAGCUGAAAGGUGGAAAAGCAUUUGCAAAGCUUGGUUUUGCAGAUCUGAAUUUAGCAGAGUUUGCCGGCUCAGGGAAUACAACUCGCAGAUGUCUGCUGGAAGGCUACGACACCAAAAACACUCGUCAGGAUAACUCCAUUCUCAAGGUAAUCAUCAGUACGCAGCUAAUGUCAGGAGAUCCCUGUUUCAAAACGCCUCCCUCCACCGCCACAGUGAUCGGGAUCCAGGGGGAUGGAGAGAGCCUGCUGGAGGAGAGGAGAGGAGGGGACUCACAGAAAGGCUGUGCUGGAGAGAGUCGAGAAGGGAAGUGUCCUGUUGCGACGGAUGAGUUGGGGGGCUGCGGCCACUCCCGAACGUCCAGCUACGCCAGCCAACAGUCCAAACUCUCAGGCUACAGCACAGGUCAUUCACGCUCUUCAAGCAUGUCAGAGUUCAGUCACCGGAGGAAUCAUUCAGUGGGCAGCGCCUCCACCGGCAUCGGAAGUAUACCAGAACCCAGCGAAGACCGUGAGUCCAGACCGUGUCCAGCUCUGCCAGAACACCCCGUCUCCUCAGCGACCAGCACCAACCCGCCGGGCACGCCGGUGCGGAGCGCCUCAUCCUGUGAACGACUGAACAGACACCCUGUGAAACAAGACUCCAUGGAGUCUCAGCUGAAGAGGAUGGAUGACACGAGGGUGGAUGCUGACGACGUUGUGGAAAAGAUUCUACAGAGUCAAGACUUCACACCCAGUCUGCUGGACUCCAGUACUGAAGAAGAAGGCUUGCGUCUCUUUGUCGGGCCUGGAGGAAGUACAGCUCUUGGAAGUCAUCACCUUCCAACCAGGGUCGGUGCUGGAGCUUACGAGCAGGUGGUGAUAAAGCGUUAGACCUGCAGCCUCUCAGCCAUGGACUGACAGUAAUUGCGUCUAAAACUAAAAAGAAACAAGUCUGUUUCCACCUCUGCCUGCAUUCCUACAGCACACACAGUAACUGAUGCACAGUGUGUCAAUUCAGAUCGCGCUGAACCGUUAACAUGACAAUAGUGCUCUCGUGUUCACGUCUGCUUACACAGCACUGUGGCUGCACUGACAUUUAUCAGAACAAAAAUGUAAACAGAUUUUGUCUAUGUUCAGACAUGCCGCUGCAGACCACACAAAAAAAGGAAAGAUUAAAUCAGAUCAUACCAAAAUUUAUCAAGAUGCAUUAAGUUUGGCUUUCUGAGCCCAAACAGUCUGCUCUGUCUGGGUGCAGAAAAACUAUGAAAACUCCACCCGGAUAAACAUUUUUACAGAAUCUGGGUUCACAAAAUUAACUUCUCUGUAGAUGGCAGAUGGAUAAGAUCUUAGUAGGAAUAAAAAAUAAAUAAAAAACAACCAAUACUGUUAAGUGCUUAAUACAUUCCUUGGUCUGUGUUUGUUUCGGACUUCCUUUUCAAACAGGAUGUUCCAUUUAAAAUUCUCCCGUUAGCUGCUAAAAAGAUUAUGUUGGUACUCAGAUGGUGUUUUUAAAAAGUGAGACCAUUUUACUACACAGAGCUGUUAAUAUGGACUGUGAGUUCUUUUGUAUGUUCUUUUGCUUUUCCUCUUAUUUUCAAUGUACUUGACAUUUGCCUUACCAUAUAAACAAAUGUAAUGCUGAAGAAAUGUACGAUUUCGGUUAAAACAGCUAAUAUUUAGUUUCAGGAAAAAGGAAAAUGAAGCAAAAUGACGAUCCAACCACAGUAACUACAUUCUAUUUUGUACACUACCAGACAACAGGAAAUCUACACUGGUGAAACCACAACUAGUCUAACCUGUUUUGCCUUAAUUGGUAUCUUCCAUCACAUCCUGUCACAUUUCUUAAUUAGACAGUAGCCAAAUCCAUUCAGGACAUGCAAGAAUAAGUAGCUAUAACCUCUCUAGUCUGUAUUUGUUUUAGGGUGAUUUACUUUUGUUGUAAAUCCCUGCUUUGUUUUUAAUAGAGCAAUAUAUUCCAAACAGGUGGGCGAUAUGUUGAUUAAUUUUGACAUUGUAGGGCAAUGUCAAAAUGAAUUUACACUCUAAAAGGAUGUAUACCUGUUGUGUGUCUAUGCUUUUCACCUGUUUUUCAUUCACUGAGAGCUAGCUUGCUGAUUGGGGAGCCUUACAUCAGUAAGAAGACGCAUCAAAAGUUUGACUUAUCUGCAUCUGAUCCAUAAUCUGCAGCUUGUUUGCAUUAUGACAGGAAAGAUUGAGUACUAGUAAAGUGGUCUGCUCCCAAGAAAUGAUUCAACAGAACUAUUAUUUAUCAAGGUCCAUUAUGAUAUACCAGUAGUUUAUGUGUAUUUGUUGUAGCUUCAAGUCAAAGGGUUGGAACUAAGGGCUGCCCUUCAUUAUCUCAAGCAUCCAGAUAGAUUUAUGCAUAUUGCAACUAAUAAAUAAGCUGAGUUUUUAAAUCCUCAAACACACUCCUAAUGAACAUUUCUAGCCUUUUAGGAGGGUGUAUUGGAACAAAUUGCUGAGGUACGCAGCACAUUAUUACCUGGUGGCCUGUGAGGAUAACAUUUAGAGAGAACUUCAGGCAUUUUUUCUAACUAGUAAAAACAGACUAAAUGGCAUCUUUACUCAUCUGUUAAAGGUCGACAUUAAGGAUAGGAAAACUGCAUCAUCCAGAAACUAUAAACAUCUUACAUCAGUAUCUGCACAAGUGAGUUUGUGGUGUUUUAACUAUACGUCAGUGUUCUCCGUUUUAUGUUGGCAUUUUCUGCAUGAUUAUGAUGUCCAUCUAAUGGUAAUGGCUUUGGCAAAUUUCCUCUUCAUAUUCUUAAUGUGUUUUGUUUGGGGUUUGGUUUUUUUGUCUUUUUUUUUCCUUUCUCUUAAUUUGACAUGGUUCCAUCUCUUAACCUCUUUUCCAUGUCAUAAGAACAAUUUCUGGUACUUCUCAUUAAAAGCAGAAAUCUGCACAUGUCAAUGUAAAAAGUUACUCAGUGCUUUCAAUAUGUUUGUCUCUUUUUUUUUUUAUGUAUUGUUUUGGAAAUUGUCUGUUCAAAAAAUAUUUGGGUUUCUUUAAUAUUUCAUUGCUGAUGUGCCAUAUUUUUGAUAAACAUGCUAUUGUCUGAGGAAAAGUGUCUUUGCACAACAGUUUGGAAUUAAUUGUAUGAUUCUUUUGGGGGGAAUUUUAUUUUUUUUUUGGCUUCCAAAUGUCUAAAUCAGUAUUUGUGUGUGUGUCUGUGUGUGAAUGUGUGGGGGGGUGGAGUCUUUUGGAAUGAAAAUCACUUGUUUUACCUGUGUGACACAGGUAUGUUCAUCUUGGUAUCUAACAUGUUGUUACAAACAUGGUUGCUUUUUUUCUCUUCUGUGAAGCUGUCGUCUAUAUAAAACUGUAUUCUCUUGUAAAGUGAUGUUCUGUGCUGUUCUGACACUGUCAAGUGUUCUCUGUUACAGACGUGUUCUUUUGACCAAUAUUUGCUUCCCUAACAAAUGUACUGGAUACAUAAAAUGUCUACCUGGCACUGUUUAAUAAAACUGUUUAAAAUACCUCUUUUUUUAAGUGUCCAUAAUGUGCAAAAAUAAAAA
Cololabis saira (Pacific saury) is the source of this 3921-nucleotide messenger RNA. RefSeq names its product family with sequence similarity 102 member Bb (gene eeig2b). Bases 139 to 1275 code for a protein of 378 amino acids. The record is from RefSeq and is a predicted model, not a curated record. NCBI's taxonomy places the organism in Eukaryota, Metazoa, Chordata, Actinopteri, Beloniformes, Belonidae. The transcript has 11 exons.